Messenger RNA from Struthio camelus australis, 2387 nucleotides. It is a transcript of the gene CA10, whose product is annotated as carbonic anhydrase 10. The record is from RefSeq and is a predicted model, not a curated record. NCBI's taxonomy places the organism in Eukaryota, Metazoa, Chordata, Aves, Struthioniformes, Struthionidae. Gene Ontology annotation, molecular function: carbonate dehydratase activity; zinc ion binding.
GUUGGCUUCUUGGUCUUUUUUGGAGGGCGAAGGAAGGGAAGGGAUCUCGCUUGAGCCGUGCAGAGAGAGAGCUUGGACAUGUGUUGUCAGCACAUCUGGGGAAUACAGUCUGCAAGCCCGAAAGGAAAUUUGCUGGGAUCGUUCAAACUGCGAUAUUGAUCUUUGUUAUUUUUUUUCGCCGAGGGAUGCACUUGGCAUGAGAAUCGGAGGAUGGAAAUUGUUUGGGAGGUGCUUUUCCUUCUGCAAGCGAAUUUCAUCGUCUGCAUUUCAGCUCAACAAAAUUCACCAAAAAUCCAUGAAGGCUGGUGGGCUUAUAAGGAGGUGGUCCAGGGAAGCUUUGUUCCAGUUCCCUCGUUUUGGGGUUUGGUGAACUCAGCUUGGAAUCUUUGCUCUGUUGGGAAAAGACAGUCACCUGUCAAUAUUGAAACCAGCCAUAUGAUCUUUGAUCCCUUCCUAACUCCGCUUCGCAUAAACACAGGGGGAAGAAAGGUCAGUGGGACAAUGUAUAAUACAGGCAGACAUGUUUCUCUGCGACUAGACAAAGAGCAUUUGGUCAACAUCUCUGGAGGGCCGAUGACAUAUAGUCACCGCUUAGAAGAAAUCCGGCUACAUUUUGGAAGUGAAGACAGCCAGGGAUCAGAGCACCUACUCAAUGGGCAGGCUUUCUCUGGGGAGGUUCAGCUAAUCCACUAUAACCAUGAGUUGUACACAAAUGUCACAGAAGCUGCGAAGAGUCCUAAUGGCUUGGUGGUAGUUUCCAUAUUUAUGAAAGUAUCUGAAUCAUCAAAUCCAUUUCUAAAUCGUAUGCUUAACAGAGACACCAUAACAAGAAUAACGUAUAAAAAUGAUGCAUACUUACUACAGGGGCUUAAUAUUGAGGAACUUUAUCCAGAGACCUCUAGUUUCAUUACAUAUGAUGGGUCAAUGACAAUUCCACCCUGCUACGAAACAGCAAGCUGGAUAAUAAUGAACAAACCUGUCUACAUAACAAGGAUGCAGAUGCAUUCUUUACGACUGCUAAGCCAGAAUCAGCCAUCACAGAUAUUUCUGAGCAUGAGUGACAAUUUCAGACCAGUCCAGCCUCUCAACAAUCGAUGUAUCCGAACUAAUAUCAACUUUAGUUUACAGGGAAAAGAUUGUCCAAACAAUAGAGCACAGAAACUACAGUAUAGAGUAAAUGAAUGGCUCCUCAAGUAAGUAAGAGAGCAGGCAGAACCCAUAACCUCAGUGGAAUGCAACUACUGUGAAUUGACAUAAUCUAGAGUGCACCCAACCUCAUUCUCUCUUUGGGUUCACGACAGCAUGUGCAAAUGUGCUGUAAGAAAUGAGCUGCCAUGGUGGAAACUCAACUAAAAAUUCAUUCAUGUGAUCAGUGGUAAUAAUUAAAAAAAAAAGUAAAAAGACAGUAUUACAGUAAAUGUGAUUACAAUUUUGAUACAGUUUUCCUCAACUAAUCUAGCUUCACAAAGAAAGACUUUUCAGCCUUUGUACAUAUGAAAUUCUUCCUCUUUUCCCUCUCUCCCUCAAAUUAAAAAAAAAAAAAAAGAAAGAAAAAAAAGGUGGCUCGGUACAGCAUCAAAGUGGAGUUGUGUUCUGUGUGCCAAGUAAUCCUUGGAAAGCUCUCAUUAUUUCACUGUCAUUAAUGGAUACUGACAAGACAGAACCAGACGACUGUAGAGGAUACUUAUUUCUAGGUUUAUGAUCCUUCUGUUCAUUUAAUUAAAAAAAAAGGGAAAGACUUUGAGAGAUAAGUAUUGUAAAUAUAUCACUGCAGAAUAUAAAGGAAAUUGAAAUAUUUCCCUCUUUGUCACAUAUCUGUGGUAGGAUUUGCCAAGAUCAGAACUGAUCCAUUUUCUGUUUCUUGUUUUACAACAGGUCAUGCGUUGUGUUGGUUACAACUAACAACUCAAUAAAUGUGUUCAACAAAUUAAUUUAGUAAACUUGCUUUGGUUUAUUUUUUCUUUCUGAAAUAACAAGCCUCUGGUACUUGUGGCUGCAUUAUUUGUGUUUUUCUUCCCCCUCCCCCCUUUUUAACUUAAUUUAUUUGUUUGCAGUCAAUUAAGGUGAGUUAAUUGGGAAUACAGUUAACAAAGCCAGUAUAACUUUAACUCCACUUUAUGGUUCAUCAUCAGUAAGAACUGGUCUUCAGAAGCAGAAUGCAGUUGAAACGUAUCUCAGUAUAAAAUUCCCAUUUUCCCUGUUGAAUCCAUUACUGGGAUAAACAAAUUCAACCUUGUAAAAACUGGUGGUGGAAAGGAAUGUAUUUUCUUUCCAGAUAAAGCAGAAGCUAACCAAGUAAAAGCGAAUGCCUUUUUUCCUUGUUUAUGAUGGUCAUUCACUGUGUUUGGUUACUGUCAAGAACUCAAUAAAUGUGUUUAACAAGUUCA